AUGAAUACUUCUGACAUCGAGAAACUGCAACUGGCACCAAAGAAACCUCAACUGUCUCUUCUGGAUAACGAUUGCAGGCUAACUCGUAUCAAUGAGGUAGAGGGUAAUGAAGUGAAUCCCACACCGUUUAUCCACUCGAUCAAACCACUAGAGGAAUUGUCUUUAUGCGACGUUGGUGAAACCCCGCCUGAAUCCUAUCAAAUCGCGCACCUGCCCUCUCGGCCAGCUACAGCAGGUGUGGGCGCACUAACCAAACAUUUGGAACGCGUUUCAACUAUCGCCUCUGGCUGUGCACCCUUCAAGGAGUCGCUGUCAAUCAGUCCUCUCCACGUGAGUCGAAAAACGAGCGAUGUAAAUAUUGAUGACACCGUUAGGAGAUCCCCACGAUCCCGCUCAGAUAAUAACAUCGCUGCCGCUUACACACUGUCACCGAUCAUCAUACAAACCUCCUACUUGACAAAUGAGAACUCCACAGAGCUCUUUCAUCCGAUGGAGGGCCAGAGACCGAUGACAAGUCUAGGCGUGAACAUUAAGGAUCGCGGAUUUUCUGCCUCGGUGGACGACCUCCACGAUACCAACUUCUGCAUUACUCUAAAAAAUCCCCAUAAAGAUGACUUGAAUAAUCUUGCUGAGACAACAACCUCUUCGAUGAAUGCACAAAAAAAACAGUUCAUUUUUAGAGCUGUCUCUGAGUCCACUGAGGACGGACACGCCUCGGAUGCAGAGGCAGCUGCCAUAAAGCGUUUGGCCAAACAGACACCUUUCUUUGGAGGGGUACGAUCUCAAUGCAACUAUUGUUGUGCUAUGGGUGAAACUGCCGCGCAACUGCCAAUACACACUCUCAGAGGUCGAUGCACUUGCCACGAGAGUAUUUGCUCCUGUCACAAACAGCACGCCUUGUCUGUUGUAAAUUUACCGAGUUUGAGAAAGAGCAGGAGAACUCCCGGACUUGACGAAAUAAGCUAUGAUUUUAUGCGUGCCAGUGGAGCAAUUUCGGGUAAAUUGUGA
Messenger RNA from Echinococcus granulosus, 1008 nucleotides. RefSeq lists its product as hypothetical. NCBI's taxonomy places the organism in Eukaryota, Metazoa, Platyhelminthes, Cestoda, Cyclophyllidea, Taeniidae. The coding region runs from base 1 to 1008 and encodes 335 amino acids. The transcript has a single exon. The record is from RefSeq and is a predicted model, not a curated record.